Messenger RNA from Merops nubicus (carmine bee-eater), 1859 nucleotides. RefSeq names its product leucine rich repeat containing 45 (gene LRRC45). The annotation marks the transcript as partial. Gene Ontology annotation, cellular component: centrosome. Gene Ontology annotation, molecular function: protein binding. The transcript is spliced from 16 exons. NCBI's taxonomy places the organism in Eukaryota, Metazoa, Chordata, Aves, Coraciiformes, Meropidae. The record is from RefSeq and is a predicted model, not a curated record.
GUGUGAAACUUCUGUUGCAUGGUCUUUGCUCCAACACCACAGUCAAAUUUUUGGAUUUGAAGGGAAACAGCCUGCGAGCCAUGGGAGCCGAGGCUUUGGGAAGACUUCUUAGGCAGAACAAAUCCAUCAGGAGCCUAAUCUUGGAAUGGAACGACCUUGGUGUGUGGGAGGAGAGCUUCUCCUUCUUUUGCCAAGGACUGGGGGCAAACGAGACUCUGCAGCGGCUGGACCUGCGCAAUAACCAGAUCAACCACCAAGGGGCUGGGGAGCUGGCUGCAGCACUGAGACACAACGCCAGCCUGCAGGAGCUGGAUUUGCGUUGGAAUAACAUUGGGCUUCUGGGUGGACGAGCUUUGCUGAACUGUCUGCACAGCAACAAGACCCUGAAGAGGCUGGAGCUGGCUGGGAACAAUGUUCCUAGUGACAUCCUGAAAGCUGUGGAACAAGCCAUGGAUCACAACCAAGACCGUCAGAAUAUCCUGAGUGAGACCCAGAACCGAACCCACAUACUCAGCAAGGAGGUUUUGAGUCUGAAGGGUGAGAAGACAAAGCAGUUCUUGGAUUUGAUGGACACUAUAGACAAGCAGAGAGAAGAAAUAGCCAGGAGUGGCAGGGUGUCUGCAGCAAGAGUGAGCCAGCUGCAGGAAGCACUGGAUGAGCAGCACUCUAUUAUGAAUUCACUGAAGGCCAAGCUGCAGAUGGCUGAAGCUGCCCUGGCUCUUUCUGAGCAGAAGGUGCACAGUUUGGGAGAGCUGCUGAGUGCCACAAAGCAGGAACAAACCGAUAUGGCCGAGCGCCACUCCAUGGAGCUCCAGCAGCAAAAGCAGGAAGGUGCUGAUCGGGAGGGCAAGCUGCUGUGUGACUUGUCUGCUGCCAGUGAGAAAAAUUUGCUUCUAAGAAAGCAGGUGGAUGAGUUGGAGAAGAAGUGCAAAGUUCAGCAGUAUAAUAUAUUCCAGCUAAAACAAGACUUGACCAACACAACAGCAGAGCUGAAGCUGCGGGCCGUGCAAGCUGAGGAGCGCCUGGAGUUGGAGAAGAGAAGAUUUAAACAAAGCCUUGAAGACCUGGAAUCCCUUCGGGUUAGAGAGGUGGAUCGUAUGACACAACAGAGCGAGGCCAGUGAGCGUUCCAUGCAGGACAGAAUGCAGAGGCUGGAGGCCAUCAGGACAGCUCUGGAGAAGGAGCUGAGCCAAGUCAAAGCAGCUGCACUCACUGAACGAGUCCAGGCAGAGGAGGAGUUAAUAAAAGCCCGGAAUCAGGCACGGCUGGAGGAGCAGCAGAGAAUAGAACACCUGGAGGAAAAGCUGCGGCUGAUGACCGAGUCACGGGAUGAGGCUCGGAACUGCGGCCUUAGGCAAAGCCAGGUGGCUGCUGAGGCCCAGGCCAAGGCCAGCCAGCUGAGCAUCCAUGCUGAGGGGCUCAGGAGGCGCCUGGAGGAGCUUCAGCAGGACCUGAAUAGUAAGGAAGAGGAGAAAGUGACAGAGGUGAAUAAAGUGAAAGUGGAAUUACAGGAGCAGAUUGGACACCUGCAAGCUGAACGCACAGCACAGGAUGGGCUGAAAGAGAAGAUUGCAGCCCUGGAGAGACAGCUGAAAGCCCUGUCAAGUAGCCACCGUGAGGCACUGCUGGACAAAGAAAGUGAAAUCUCUAUGCUGCUGGAGAAGCUGAGAAUGAAAGAGGCUGACAUCUCCAGGAUGAGGGAAGAAGAGGCCCAACGAGCAAGUUUCCUGCAGAAUGCCAUUAUGACAUAUGUGCAGGGUUCCCCUUUGGGAAGUCACAGUUCUAGGAAAUGAGAGUGUUGCUUAAGGAAUUCAGAUACUUGCUGUCAGGAAGAGGGUCAGCAGCUCAGGUACAGCCCC